Aspergillus calidoustus is the source of this 675-nucleotide messenger RNA. The record is from the annotation of a GenBank genome assembly. Lineage: Eukaryota; Fungi; Ascomycota; Eurotiomycetes; Eurotiales; Aspergillaceae.
AUGGUGGGGUCAAAACAACCGACACCGGUAUACCUAAGUCCCGAAGAGGCAGAAAGCCACUGCAGAGCGGGUGCUUCCAUCUUCAAGUUCUGCAGCAGCGAAGACGGGAUCCGCCCCGACGUGGUGCUGGUUGGUAUCGGCGUCGAGGUGAUGUUUGAGGUUGUUGCCGCGGCGGCUCUUUUGCGACAGCGUUGCCCGGAGCUUCGAGUUCGGGUAGUGAACGUGACAGAUCUCUUUGUGCUUGAGAACGAAGGAACCCACCCUCAUGCGCUCAAGGAUGAGGCUUUCAACAACCUGUUCACCGAGGAUAGGCCCAUCCAUUUCAAUUACCAUGGAUAUGUGAGCGAGCUCAAGAGUCUCCUCUUUGGUCGUCCUCGUCUUGACCGCGCAACCAUCAAUGGCUAUGCUGAGGAGGGAAGUACUACAACUCCGUUUGACAUGAUGCUGGUAAACGAGGUGUCACGCUACCACGUUGCCAAGGCGGCUGUCAUGGGAGGCGCAAAAUGGAACGAUCGAGUCAAGAUCCGACAGCAAGAAUUGAUCUCGGAGUUUGAUAAAGACAUUGCCGAGUCACGAAAGUAUAUCGUCGCGAACCGAAAAGAUCGGGACGAUACGUAUGAUAUGCCCUCAUUUGACUCGAGUACCCAUGUAGAGCAUUCCUGUACCUUUAAUUAG